AUGAACCGCUUUCUCUCAAAUUUGGCCUUUAAUUCACCAAAUCCAUACGAUAGCGCGAUAAAGAAGGUACUGAGAACAGUAGAAGUAUGUAACGACAUCUACCAGGAUCCUUAUUCUCAAACCAUGAGCCGCUCGGGAGAGUUCCUACCUCGUCUUUGGUGCAUGCUAAACGAACCUAGACUAGCAUCAAUAAUAACCUGGUCUGCUGAUAGUACAACUGUCUGUUUAUUAGACAAAGAUCUUUUCGAGAAGUUUGUCUUGCCCUAUGUCUAUAAAGCGAAAAAGUUGAGCAGCUUCUACAGACAGCUUAGAAUUUAUGGCUUCAAGCGUACAACUUCUGUAAAGGAUGAUGCGGUAAAUUUCAAGCAUAGAGAGUUCUCGCGUAACACGUCUAUCAACGUGCUUUAUAACAUAGAACGACACGAAUACUCUGAAAGAAACAAAUGCAAAAACGAGAUCACAGCAAUAUCUGCACAUGCACCUUCAGAAGCUAACAUAUCCAGCGCACCUCCUCACCUUCCUUAUAUGACUGCUCCAAGCACAACAACUUUCAUCAGCAAAGUCAGUAUUGGAGGCUAUGCAACAUCAUACCAAACACCACUAGCAGGAACAGCGCCAACAACAUUACAUGCGCCUGUACCAAUUAGCCCAACUGAAUAUUCACCUAUCCUUAAUGAAGAUUUUGAAGUAUAUGAUGAUGUUACCAUACACAGAGAAAUCUAG
Wallemia mellicola CBS 633.66 is the source of this 723-nucleotide messenger RNA. RefSeq names its product winged helix DNA-binding domain-containing protein. Gene Ontology annotation, biological process: regulation of DNA-templated transcription. Lineage: Eukaryota; Fungi; Basidiomycota; Wallemiomycetes; Wallemiales; Wallemiaceae. Gene Ontology annotation, molecular function: sequence-specific DNA binding; DNA-binding transcription factor activity. The record is from RefSeq and is a predicted model, not a curated record. The transcript is spliced from 5 exons. Bases 1 to 723 code for a protein of 240 amino acids.